AACCAUGGACAAAACUGCUGCGCUGGCUCCAGAACUUUUGUGCACGAGUCCAUCUGCGAAGACUUCGUGAAGAGAUCCGUGCGACUGGCUCAAGAGCGUGUCGUUGGUGAUCCCUUUGAUGAAAAGACACUUCAGGGCCCUCAGGUGAGCCAGACACAGAUGGAACGAAUACUGGGUUAUAUAGAAAAGGGUAAAUCUGAAGGGGCAACGCUGGAAUGCGGUGGUUCACGUCUCGGCAACAAGGGCUACUUCAUCCAACCUACCGUCUUCUCCAAUGUGACAGAUGAUAUGACUAUUGCCAAGGAAGAGGUAAGUGCUGAUAUUCCACACUUGAGGAUUUUGCAUUCAGUAUUAUAUUUGCAGGUUCAGAGAUCUUUAUCAUUCAUUAAAUCUUAA
This is a messenger RNA of Cherax quadricarinatus, 396 nucleotides long. Lineage: Eukaryota; Metazoa; Arthropoda; Malacostraca; Decapoda; Parastacidae. The record is from RefSeq and is a predicted model, not a curated record.